Molecule: messenger RNA, 2699 nt
Organism: Rotaria sp. Silwood2
Lineage: Eukaryota; Metazoa; Rotifera; Eurotatoria; Philodinida; Philodinidae
Source: the annotation of a GenBank genome assembly
CUACUGAUAAAUCAUCAGAUAACGAUUUAUACUCGAAGUUGGCUGAUCGUAUAGUGGACAAUGUUAUUUUGAAUAUUAAACAUUGAUUUCUUCUCCUUUUAUAAUAUGUUGAACGCUUGUGUGCUUUUUUUUGUCUCAUAUGUUAUUGUAAUUAUUUAUUUAUGUAAAAAAAAAUGAAAUAUUGAUAAAAAGUUUUUUUUUUCAUGUACUAUUUUGAAACAUCUAUAUAAGAAUUUGCAAAUACAUGUGGAAAUAAAUAAUGAUCAAUUUUCUCUUGAAAUUUCAUUUAAAUAAUAAACAGUAUGAAGAUGCUUUUAUGACAUAAUCUCUUUUACUUACGGGGGAACAUUCCCAACUGUCACAUCGCUUUUGUGUCGAGAGUAUGCGCAUCAUGUAGGGUCUAAUGAUCUAUGAAUACUCUGAAAAAAGUUCGUGCUGCUAGCUUAUUACUGCCGAGAUAAUGCAUUUUUAGUGUAUGUUUAAGAAAAAAAGCCGUGGUUCCCCUCAGGAACAUUAGAAAAACUGAGUUUCGAAUUUCGACUUGAAACUUUGCACAGAGACAGACCUCAAUGAGAAUAGUUUAUUGUGAAAGUUUCAGAUCUUUUGAUUACUCCUAGUCUAAAAUAAGAACAUCGGAAUCUGCUGGUGUAUAUGAGCGAUUUUACCAUAGCUGUAUCUUAGGAUAGGAACAACGAAAAGAUCUGAAACUUUCACAAUAAACUAUUCUCAUUGAGGCCUGUCUCUGUGCAAAGUUUCAAGUCGAAAUUCGAAACUCAGUUUUUCUAAUGUUCCUGAGGGGAACCACGGCUUUUUUUCUUAAACAUACAGUAAAAAUGUAAUAUCUCGGCAGUAAUAAGCUAGCAGCACGAACGUUUUUCAGAGUAUUCAUAGAUCAUUAGACCCUACAUGAUGCGCAUACGCUCAUGUCAAAAGCGACGUGACAGUUGGGAAUAUUCCCUCGUUAGUCAUAUGAAUUGUCUUUUAUCUUCUUUCCAUCUUUGUUGAGUUAUAAAUAUCUGAAGAUGAAAAAAAAAAGUUUUACUUUCGAUUUGAUUGAUAUUAGUCGAUAUCCUAGAGAACGUGUAGUUUCAUCUUAUACACCACCUCUUAAUAAUUCAACUGCUGCUCCUGUUCCUCAACAUUUUAUACUAAUACCAACAAUGUCUAAUUAACAAUUUGUAUAUGGUUUGUUUCUAGAGGAAUUUUUUUUAACGAAUUCAAAUUGUUCGCUUUAUUUUAUUAGGACAUGUAAUGGUAGUAUCACGGACGAGGUGUGUUUUGAGCACCACAAAAUAAGACAAUUGAGCACCUAAUUAGUUAUAUGUGAAAAGCGCACCAAAAAAUAAGACAAAUGAGCACCAAAUUUAUUAUAUGUGAAAAGAGCACCAAUAAAUAAGACAUUUGAGCACUAAUUUUAAUAUGUGUGAAAUGAGCACUAAAGAAUAAGACAUUUGAGCACCAAAGUUACUUUUAGGUGAAGUCAGAAUAAUAGUGGCAGCUUUACAUAAAAAGCAGCAACAGCAGAUAGAUAAUAAAUACAAGAACAAACAAAUAAAUAAAUAUGAAUAUAAUGAAGAGGAAACAAUUCAUAACAAUAAUGCAGACCGAGCUUCUUUUUUAUCGACAUUUUUCUCGUCGUUUACCUAUAAGUUCCGACCACGUUUUAUUAGUUGAUUAAGACUAUUAUUCUUUAAAUGAACAAGUCAGCAUAAAGGUCUAAUUUGAGAAUAGCUAUGUCAAAAUUUAUAGAUUUAUUUUUCUUUUUUCAAUAGGAAAUAAAGUAAAAGUAAAUAAUAUAAAUAGCAAUACGAUUUUAUUUUAAUUUAUUUUUUAUCAUAUUUAGCCACUUGACAAAGAUAGAAUUCGAAAGACCUCGCAUCAUUAACACUUUUAUUCCUCUCUAUCUUUUUUUCUCAUUGCUUUCAGUCUUCGUUCUUUUUCUUUUAUUAUCGCGUAUCCUGAAAGAGCAAAAAAUAAUAAUAAUAAUAAAUAAAAUUGUAUUACUAUUUGUAUUAUUCGCUUUUACUUCACUCGUUACUAAAUAAAGAAACGAUAAAAAAGAAAAAAGUCUAUAAAUUUGAUAUUGCUAUUCUCAGAUUACAUCUUCACGUUGACUUGUUCAAUUUCACGAAUAGAUUGAUAACUUUUAUAUUAUUCUUUUCAUUUGCUGCUCAAUUGUCUCAUUGUUUGGUGCUCAUUUCACAUAUAAUUUUUUCGGUGCUCAAUUGUCUUAUUUUGUGGUGCUCAAAAAACAUUUUUCCCCAGUAUCACCAUCAGCUGAUCUUUUAAUUGUACUACCUGUAGCUUCUUCGAUUUCAUCUUAUCAAGAUAUUAAAUCAGCUAGUGCAUGGAUUGAUUCACCAACAGUUUCGAUGAUAACAUCAAAAUCAAAUCCAGUUAAACUUCCUAUACCUUUUACAGAUAGUUUUUCUUCUACUAAUUCUCCAUUUCUUUCAAUAGUUAACGAAGUUUCUAAAACAACAUUUCAUUUCAAUCCAACAAUAACAAAACAAACGAAAGCACUUAUAUUUCAAAUAACAAUAGCAUAUAAUUUUGUUCAUUAUUCAGUUCUUCCAUCAUAUAAACUAUCGACUAGCAUAACAUCAACUCCUCUUCCAUCAUUUGUAUCUCUUGUUAAAAGUUCACUAUCAAAUGAACAUCAAAUAAUACAAAAUAUAUUUGAUUUACUUGCUAGUUGA